Aplysia californica (California sea hare) is the source of this 4124-nucleotide messenger RNA. RefSeq lists its product as uncharacterized. The record is from RefSeq and is a predicted model, not a curated record. Lineage: Eukaryota; Metazoa; Mollusca; Gastropoda; Aplysiida; Aplysiidae.
GUUUUGACAUACCACACCUACGUCGUCACACCGCAGCUUGGCCCGUUAGUCACGGGUUUGCUUCCUGGAGGAACGGGUAAUGAGUAUUCUACCCUGAAACUGUGUGGUGUAGACGGACAGCCGGCCUGCCUGCCUUCCUUGUGUGUGUUUGUGUGCAUGUGUGUGUUUCUCGUUGUGAAAUCCCUGAGUUGUGUGUUUGAAUGUGUGUUAAAGGGACUUGACUCGGCCUUGACAUUUAAGGAACUUACGCAAUAACCUGAAACCGAGCAAGUGAAAGCCACAUGGAGCUACCAGCCAUCCAGGAGAAUGACCAGCCACUCGUUAACGGGCAUACAACUGGGCAGGGGAAGGACGAGGCUCCCCCCGAACACCUGGUAACCUCGAGAGAGCGAGAGUACCUAGCCCGUGUCUGCUGGCUGCUACACGAUGUUGGAACCCUGGCCCUACGCACAACGUUCGACUCCAUCCACCCGCCACUGUCGCUACCCGACCACCUGCAGCACGUGCACGUGAAGACCAUGCUUCAGAAACUGCAUCAGCAGAGCAUUCCUCCAGAAGACAGAGUGGUCAUUACCAAAUGCUACAAACUUUUCCACGACACUGUGCAAGCCGAGGACGUCCUUGACCGACUGCAGCAAGGUCAAGUGGUUAAGGUCACAGACAGGCAAGAAAUCAUGGCGCCUAGCAAGAACGUUGACCGAAUGCAAAUCUUGCUGCCUAAGAUAAUGAAGUCUCCGAUCUCAUACGCCUUCAAGUUACUGUGUGAUGCCAUCAAGUUCAAGUACCCUCGCAUCUAUGAACAAGUCAUGAAGACAAGGAAAGCCGUUUACAAACAAGGGAUUUCUGAUAGCAUCGACUACGUUGGACUCAGCAUUGAAGGUCUUCAGGCACAUUACAAGGAGGUCUUCUCCAAAAUGCGUCCGUUGGCGUGGGCUGAAGGCGAGGAGGUGACGAUCAAAGACUUCUUCUGUCAGCCAGAGAUUGUCUGCUCUGACGGCCCCAAAAUAUCCCUGACCGACCUGCUCCCACCACGCUCGUCAGCAAGCAGAGGACCCAGGGUUGUCCUAGAAGGUUUUGCUGGAUCCGGAAAUACAAGCCUGGCAGCCAUGAUGACCUACUUAUGGGCUACUCAGAGUGAUUACUUCACCAACAAGUACAAGUUUCUUCUUCAUCUGGAUGCUCACGCCUUCAAACAAAGCCUGGAUGAGGAGGUAUACAAUCAGCUCUUGCCGCCAAAUUUCAAAAUGUCGCAGUCAGAGUUCUGGAACCUGAUCGAAAACAACGCCCGUGACGUCAUAGUAUUGCUGGACGGCUGGGAAGGUGGUCAGGGUGGUCCAGACAUAUCUGCACUUGUCCAAGGUUCAAUUUUACGUUCUGCAGCCGUGCUCAUAUUUGUCCGACCAGAGGCACGGGUGGAUAGCUUCGUCAAGCCAGACUACAAACUCUUCAAUCUGGGCCUCAGUGUAUCCGGAAUUUCCCGCUGCUUAGGCAACUUUUGUCACAUCUUGGACGAGCCCAGUGACGUGAGCGAUGACGGGAGCGAAGCUGCUGACGUCAUCGCUUUUCCUCUGGAGUCGUGCCAGGCCAUCUCCGAUCUACUCAAACUUCCGUUCUGCUGCACGGCCGUCAUGGCUGUGUACCGGGUGCUAGGUCGAGAGAAGCUCGAGACCAUCUCCUCACUCACAGGAUUGAUGGAGCAGUACCUUGUCGCACUGGCUUUUGCUUUCUGCCAGAACGAAGGGUUGGAGGUUCAAGAACAAGAGUUUCCCGAAGUGGUAACACGGACGAUUAGUCAGCUUGAAACACUGGCUUUCCAUUCCGUUUCGACCAAGUCUUUGACUUUUACGGACGAUGACCUCGUCGGCGUGACCUCUAACCCCGCAGUGACGCAGAUGGGCGUUCUGACUAAAGCCGGACCAGGCUUACGCUGGAAGUUCACUUGCACCUUACUUCGGGACUUCCUAACUGCAAGAUUUUUAGCAGAUCUUCCGCAAAAUGAGCUUGUGAGGAAACUGGAAGACCAUCACUUCCUGAGGUCUCCUAGAGCUGCGUCUAUAGUGGCGUUUUGCCUCGGACUCUACAGAAACGACCACUCUGCGCAGACAUUGGACUUUCUCUUUAGUCAGAUGGCGUCUCUGAACGCGCGCCGAAGCAAAAAAGUAGUUUUCAAGCCGAAGGCAGAACCCGACUUUAUGGACGAGAAUCAUCUGAGAAGUGGGGCAGCAAUGUCGUAUUGUCACAGUCUUAUGGCUUUAACAGAGGUGGAGGGGAGAAGCGACGCCAUAGAAAUCUUAGCUAACUCAUUUCCUAGGCUGCUGCAGCUUCGCGGAGAAGGCAUCAUUAAUCCUCGAAUGGUGUCUGGGCUUUGCUACAUGUUGAAGGACCCUAAGGUGAAAGUGUUGAAUGUUGAGAUAAAUCUCGUGAACCUACACACUAGACAAAAGGAGCUGUAUCUCUCCAUAGCCGAGGCGCUCAGUCAAACGUCUCAUCUGAAAACCCUGACGGUGGCGUGGUCCUCUCUAUCACUAAUGUCUGAGUUCCUCAAGGUUUGCCUCUCUAAGAGACCGGCUCUGCAGAUUUUGCGAGUUGAAGACUUCACCAAGAAGGCCAUAAAAACCGUUGAGGCGUCGACCUGGGCAGAUCUGCAAGAAUUCUGCUCUUGUCUCUCAUCCGUCACACAUUUCUCCUUUUACGGCUGCCAUAUGUCGUCUGUAACUUGUCACGUGAUCAACUCACUUCCGGCAGAGCUGCAAAUUCUGGACCUCGCCAGGUCUUCUAUCAACAUGAUCGGCGCUGACGCCCUCGGGAAGUUUAUGGAAAAUUCUGUCGCAACGCGAGAGCUUCGUCUGACGGACACCGAACUAGAGGGGACAGACCUAGCCGCGCUGUUCCAAGGCCUAAAACGAUGUGAGACCUUGACCUGCUUAGGCCUAUCUGGGGUCAGUCUGGGAAGGACUGGGUUCGUUCAUCUCAUUGAGUACCUGCGCUUGGCAUCCACUGUUCGUGACCUUGACCUCUCCCGAGGACGCCUCAGCAUGGAAAUGUGUUCGGCCUUGGCUGAUGUCUUGAGUGAAGUGCGUGGCUUGAAAAGAAUUGACUUUACUGACACGAUAGUUCCAGCCAAGGGUAGGGAAGUACUGGAGGCGAACGCCACUGAGGCUAUAUAUCUGGACGGACUGGAUAUUGACGAAGUGUGAGGAACUGGACAUCCAGAGGGGUCUGAAGGACUGGACGUUGAUGAGUCUGAGGGAUUGGUCAUUUGAAGGACUGGUCAUUUAAAAAAUCCAUGAUCAGUGGAGCUGGACACUAAAAUGAUCUAAAGGAUUGAAUAUUGAGUGAGUCUGUGGGACAUGGUAUUGAGGAGUGAGGGACCUGAUAUUGAGGAGUCUGAGGGACUGGAUAUUGAGUGAGUUAGGGACUUAGAAUUGAGAAAUUCUGAGGAACUGAACGUUGAGGGGGUUUGAAGAACUGGGACUUUAGGGGGUUUGAGGGGCUGGACAUCAAGGUCUGUUCGAUUUAACGGCAAAAUAUCUCCUAUUGUGAGCACGACGACAACAACGAUGAUGAUGAAAAUGAAAUACUGAGAUCGAUAUGCAGAAUGAAUCUUGGUAUUAGUUUAUUUCUUGCAUUAACCCAGAAGACCUUAGAACAGCUAGAAAUGUGUGCUUCCCAGGAAGCAUACAGUGAAAAGCAGACCAUUGAGCGCUCAAAGGAAACAAAUUGAUAUAAAUUAGCUGGGUCCUAAUUCCUGCCCGGUUGAAGGGAGUAAAAUUCAUGUAAAGUGUCUUUCCCAAGGACACGACCCCUGAUGAGGCUCAAACUCACAUCCUUUGGGUUGUGAGUCUAAUAACCUAAGCACUAGACUACCGACGUCAUUGUAUAUUAUUAUGGAUAAAAUAUUUUGUAUAACAUCCUCUCUUGUAUUAUAUAACAACUGUUUCUCCAUUAUAACAUUCAUGACAACUUCUGAUCUCAUGCAUUUAUAUUACACAUUUCUUCAGAUCAAUCAAAUCCAUCUCCUUUCUGUUGCACUUUUCAAAUAAAAAAAAACCCAUGUUGAUAACAGCUUACGCAGUUUUGAUAAUUUAUGAUAAAAAGAUUAAAACUAUUUUUGCCUCUUCUCA